AUGCCCACCGUCCAUCUGCUCGACUAUGUUGCUGGGAAUGUCCGUUCGUUGGUGAAUGCAAUUAACAAAGUUGGGUAUGAUGUUGAAUGGAUCAGAACCCCCGAAGACCUGAACAAUGCAGAUAAACUUAUACUGCCCGGAGUUGGCCAUUUCGGCCAUUGCCUCUCCCAGCUUUCAGAAGGUGGAUAUCUAGAUCCAAUAAAGAAGCACAUAGAUUCCGGGAAACCUUUUAUGGGGAUCUGUGUGGGCCUACAAGCACUAUUUGAAGGAUCCGAGGAAGACCCAGACGUCCCUGGGCUGGGGGUGAUACAAAAGCGAAUGCAAAAGUUCGAUGACAGUGCGAAGAGUGUACCUCACAUAGGUUGGAAUUCUGCCAUGAACACCAGUGUUGGUCCAUUAGGAGCUCAAAGUUUCUGUGGAUUGAACCCAGACAGCAAAUACUACUAUGUUCACUCUUAUGCAGCAUUUUACACACCUGGUGUGCUGGAGAAAGAUGGUUGGUCAGUCGCUACAGCCACAUAUGGAGAGGAGGAAUUUAUAGGUGCGAUAGCAAAGGGAAAUAUUUUCGCCACGCAGUUCCAUCCAGAGAAGAGUGGUCAGGCUGGCUUGCGGACUAUCCGUGCUUUCUUGAAUAGUGACCAGAUGCAGUCGCCUGCGCCAGACACAUCGGUCUCGGCCGAGAAGAAAUACGGUUUGACUCGCAGAGUUAUUGCUUGUCUCGAUGUCCGCACGAACGAUUCGGGUGACCUCGUCGUCACGAAAGGCGAUCAAUAUGAUGUACGCGAGAAGGACGGCGUGAAUUCUGGAGGCCAGGUGAGGAACUUGGGAAAGCCAGUCGACAUGGCUAAAAAGUAUUACGAGCAAGGGGCAGACGAAGUGACCUUCCUGAACAUAACAUCAUUCAGAAACUGUCCAGUGGCAGACACACCUAUGCUGGAAGUAUUGAGAAGGGCAUCCGAAACCGUUUUCGUACCUCUCACGAUUGGGGGUGGAAUCAAGGACACCAUUGAUCCAGAUGGCACCUGCAUCUCGGCCCUUGACGUCGCCACCAUGUAUUUCAAAUCUGGAGCGGAUAAAGUUAGCAUUGGUUCGGAUGCUGUUAUUGCAGCCGAGCAAUAUUACGAAGCCGGCGAAAAACUGUCUGGGAAAACUGCCAUAGAGACAAUAUCAAGUGCAUAUGGAAACCAAGCUGUGGUUGUGAGCGUCGAUCCUAAACGCGUAUACGUCAACAGUCCUGAAGACACCAAGCAUCAUACCAUCAGGACAAAAUAUCCGAAUGCCUCAGGGCAAAACUUUUGUUGGUACCAAUGCACCAUCAAAGGUGGCAGAGAGGCCCGGGACUUGGAUGUUCGGCAGUUAGCAAAAGCUGUCGAGGCCAUGGGUGCUGGGGAACUACUUUUGAAUUGCAUUGACAAAGAUGGAAGUAACAGCGGCUUUGAUCUAGAACUAAUUAACGACGUUAAAACAGCCAUCAAAAUACCAGUCAUUGCCUCAAGUGGGGCCGGAAAUCCUGGGCACUUUGCGGAAGUUUUCGAGCGUACUGCUACAGAUGCGGCAUUGGGCGCUGGCAUGUUCCACCGUGGUGAAUACACUGUUAGCGAGGUCAAAGACUAUUUAAGUGGCCAAGGGUUUUUGGUUCGCAAACCUGAGACUGACAUUUAA
This is a messenger RNA of Aspergillus bombycis, 1662 nucleotides long. RefSeq names its product imidazoleglycerol-phosphate synthase. The transcript is spliced from 3 exons. The coding region runs from base 1 to 1662 and encodes 553 amino acids. The record is from RefSeq and is a predicted model, not a curated record. Gene Ontology annotation, biological process: L-histidine biosynthetic process. Gene Ontology annotation, molecular function: imidazoleglycerol-phosphate synthase activity; oxo-acid-lyase activity. NCBI's taxonomy places the organism in Eukaryota, Fungi, Ascomycota, Eurotiomycetes, Eurotiales, Aspergillaceae.